AGUAUGCGGAACAAGGGCUUUAGGGAGAGCAGGAGAAAACAAUGGGGAGCGGGAAAGAAAGGUUCAAGGGUAAGCCGCUUGGCCCCAAAACAACUAAACUCAAAGCCGACUCCCACUCCGGCAUCAACAACAAGAACAAGAACAAGAAGCAGCAGCGGCCCAACAAGAAUACCCAAAAUGAAAACCAAAUCGGAACUCAAAACAGCGAAGACGGCAAUAACAAGCUACAACCGGCAUCGCCGUCGGCACAACUCAACUCGUUCCUCGACAAGUUUCAAUCGGCCAAUCGUCUCCAGCUUUCUUCUCUCGAAUUGGACUCCCUCACUGAUAAGUGUAUUGUGGACCUGUCUGGAAGCACGGAUCAAGAUGUCGAAAACUUGGGGAAACAUGUGAAGGCAGCUUUUGGUCCAUCGUGGAAAGCCGAACUAUGUGAUAAGCGUCUCUUGGAAGGAAAAGUUGAUCCAGGAAGUCCAGCAGUUCUUAUUAUUAGUACAUCUGCCUUGAGAUCAAUAGAACUUCUAAGGGGCUUUCGGUCGCUGACUAAAGAAUGCCAUCCAGUGAAGCUGUUCUCAAAGCAUAUGAAGGUUGACGAACAGGUCUCCUUGUUAAAGGACCGUGUUAACAUCGCUAGUGGUACACCAAGCAGGAUAAAGAAGCUAAUUGAUAUUGAGGCAUUGGGACUUUCACGGUUAUCAGUGAUUGUGCUUGAUGUGCACCCAGAUGUAAAGGGCUAUUCCCUGUUGACGCUUCCACAAGUCAGAGAUGAAUUUUGGGACUUGUACAAGACCUAUUUUCACCAGCGAUUACUCCAAGGUUCCUUGCGUCUCUCUCUCUAUGGUCCAUUAAUAUCUGAUAACGAGUUCAAGGGAAAAAAGAAGAGACCCAAUGAAUAGUUAUAUACAGUUUGGUACAAACUUGAAGCCACUGUACUAAUUUUUUCCCCAGUGAUCUUAGAAUAUGUCUCACUUCUGUAUUGGGGUUACUCUGCAUAAAAUGAAGCGUCCUUUCUUUCAAGCUUGUAUUUUUUUGUUAUGUUGCCGAAGAUCAAAUGUUAAAUUUGUUUCUCUUUCAGUGACUUUAUUUAUUUUAAA
Molecule: messenger RNA, 1091 nt
Organism: Rosa chinensis
Lineage: Eukaryota; Viridiplantae; Streptophyta; Magnoliopsida; Rosales; Rosaceae
Product: protein CMSS1
Exons: 6
Coding region: 42-893 (283 amino acids)
Cellular component (GO): 90S preribosome; nucleus
Source: RefSeq, a predicted model, not a curated record